Catharus ustulatus (Swainson's thrush) is the source of this 1682-nucleotide messenger RNA. RefSeq names its product UDP-glucuronosyltransferase 1-6-like. Gene Ontology annotation, molecular function: UDP-glycosyltransferase activity. The transcript has 2 exons. Lineage: Eukaryota; Metazoa; Chordata; Aves; Passeriformes; Turdidae. The coding region runs from base 789 to 1682 and encodes 297 amino acids. The record is from RefSeq and is a predicted model, not a curated record.
GUUUGCCUGAGGGACAGAGGCUGCAUGACUGAAUAUCCUGGAGUGCAUUAUUUUUAAUUUUGGCAUCCAUGGCAAUACUCUGAGCCUGUGGAAAUCACAUCUGGGCUGAACCUGCUCCUUUGCUGAAUGAGGUCUGAAACCUGAGGUUCCAGUGGUUGCUAAAACACAUUUAGUGCUGGUCUGAUUCCUGGUGGGCAGGAGAUUUCAACUACCUGAAGAACGCUUCCCAGGCAGGCAAUCAACUCUGUAAGGUGAGAACUUCAGCUAUAUAGAGAGAGCUCAGCCUCUCUCAGCACCUCUUUGUGGUGUUCCUGGCACUGAGGAGAUUCCUGCCAGCUCAGAAGAAUCCUAAGCCUUGUCCUGAGGGUCUCCUGCUCCAUCCCUGGAGGAGUCACCUGAGGAUCCGUGUCUCCAACAUGGAGAGGCUCUUUUCAUUUCUUACUGUCAGGCUGGGAGCAGUUAACACCAAGAUUGCUUGCUUGGGUCCUGGUCAAGGUGUAACACAAGAAAGAACAAAGAUGAGGAGUCCGGAGGGAUCAGAGUAGCAGCUUGAGGAGCUAAUUGAACAACAUGGAACUCCAGUGACUCAGCAGUGGAAGGGUCACCAAACUUGGGUCUCCAGGAAAGGCAAAAUAAAUCACCAACAAUCCAAAGCCACGAAUCAUUAACUAAAGUAUUACCACAUAGCACAACACCACAAAUCCACCCACAGUUGCUUUCCAACGCACCUUCAGGCUACAACCUGCAGGAGAAAUCUCUUCCACAGCCCCUACUCUGACCACAGCAACAUGGCUUUGAGGCUUUGCUGUGCCUGGAUUUCCAUUCUCCUCCUCCUGCCCGGCCUCUUGGAUGGAGGGAAGCUCCUGGUGGUGCCCAUGGUGGGAAGCCACUGGCUGAGCAUGAAAGAUGUGGUGGAGGAGCUGAGCCAGAGAGGCCAUGAGGUGGUGGUGCUGGUUCCUGAGGUGACCUGGCUGAUAGAGACGACGCAGAACUACAAGGUGGUCACACACCCGGCAAGUCAGCCCCUGGAAGAGCUGGAUAAUGCAUUCCGGGAAUACGUUGGUGUGCACCUGACAGAGAAGCCUUUCCCCCUCAAUGCGCUGGCGAUGUACAAUGCCUCAGUGCAUGUAUUCAGCACCUUCUUUGGGCAGUGCAAGGACUUGUUCCGCAGCCAGGAAACCCUGAGGUUCCUCAACCAAAGCGGCUUUGAUGCCAUCCUGACGGAUCCGUUCUUUAUGUGUGGGGCCAUCCUCGCCCACCAUCUCUCCCUUCCCUUUGUGUUCUUCAUGAGGGGAUUGCCUUGCAACCUGCAUCUUUCAGCCCCACAGUGCCCGAGCCCUCUGUCCUACAUCCCCAGAAUAUUCAGCUUCAACUCAGACCGCAUGACUUUCUUCCAGCGGGUGGAGAACGCCCUGAUUUCCCUCCUGGAACUUGACUAUUGUAAUGGUCUCUAUGGAGAAGCACUUAAGCUUUCCUCAGAAGUUCUUCAGAGAGAUGUGUCCCUCACAGAUCUCGUGAACUCCGCUGCUGUUUCGAUCAUGAGAUUUGACUUUGUGUUCGAGUACCCCAGGCCAGUGAUGCCCAACAUGGUCUUUGUUGGGGGGAUCAACUGUGCUAAGGAGAAACCACUGCCUAAGGCUUAUGAAGACCCCUCUAAACCUGAUAAACAAGGCAAAGAAUAA